GUGGCGAAAUGCGAGGAAUUUUGGGUCCGCCUCUCUCAUUGAUGAAAUUUAAAUUCUUGUGGGUUUACCUUUAGCCAGUCGGUGCGAGAGGGGCUCGCGUGUCUCCGGGGGCCAGCGCAGGAGGAAGGAGCGGCCGGGGACCGCGCCAAGUUGAUAGGCUUCUCCCUCGUGGGAUAGCCCACUCUUCCUCCCGUUUCUAAAUUACCGCCGCUUUGGAACCCCCUCGCAAGAGGAGGGCAGGCGGCGAACGCCGGCUAUCGCGCGGAAAGAGGCGGCAGGGGGCGAAAAUAAUAUAAAAAGAGAAAAAAAAGGAAAAGGAAAGCUGCUCCCCAGCCUUUUAUUAUAUAUUUUUGGGAUAUUUUUUUUCUAUAUUUAUAAAAGCAAAUUAUUUAUUUUGUUAAAGAGCGAAAAUGUCGUCUUUUGCACAAGCAAUGUCUCAAGCAGGCACGUCGCAGUUUCAGGAAGUCAUUCGACAAGAGCUGGAAUAUUCAAUGAAAGUAGAACUUGAUAAGAUACUUGCAACUGCACCUUCAAAUGAGCUAGAGCACACACAAAAAGACCUGGAAGGAUUUCAGAAACUAUUUCAUAGAUUUUUACAAGAAAAGGGACCAUCUGUGGACUGGGGGAAGAUUCAGAGACCCCCAGAAGAUUCUAUCCAGCCCUAUGAGAAGAUAAAGGCCAGAGGACUGCCUGAUAACAUUGCUUCUGUACUGAACAAACUGGUCGUCGUGAAACUAAAUGGUGGUCUGGGCACAAGCAUGGGUUGUAAAGGCCCCAAAAGUCUUAUUGGGGUGCGCAAUGAGAACACCUUCUUGGAUCUGACAGUUCAGCAGAUUGAGCAUUUAAACAAAAUCUACAACACCGAUGUUCCUCUUGUUCUAAUGAAUUCCUUCAACACUGAUGAAGACACCAAGAAAAUCUUGCAGAAAUACAGUCACAGCCGUGUGAAAAUAUAUACUUUUAAUCAAAGCAGGUAUCCUAGAAUUAACAAGGAAACUCUGCUGCCAAUAGCCAAGGAUGUAUCUUACUCGGGAGAGAAUACAGAGUGCUGGUAUCCCCCAGGCCAUGGAGACAUCUACGCCAGCUUCUAUAACUCUGGUCUGCUGGAUAACCUUAUUGGAGAGGGGAAGGAAUAUAUUUUUGUAUCCAAUAUAGAUAACUUGGGUGCCACUGUGGACCUUUACAUUCUUAACCAUCUUAUGAACCCACCCAAUGGAAAACGUUGUGAAUUUGUCAUGGAAGUCACAAACAAAACCAGGGCAGAUGUGAAGGGUGGGACACUUACGCAAUAUGAAAACAAGCUGAGACUUGUGGAAAUAGCUCAGGUCCCAAAAGCACAUGUUGACGAAUUCAAGUCUGUGUCAAAAUUCAAAAUAUUCAAUACGAACAACUUGUGGAUUGCUUUGUCUGCGAUUAAAAGGCUGCAAGAGAAAAAUGCUAUUGACAUGGAGAUCAUUGUUAACCCAAAGACCCUGGAUGGAGGCUUGAAUGUUAUCCAGUUGGAGACUGCAGUUGGUGCUGCUAUUAAGAGUUUUGAGAACUCUCUGGGGAUAAACGUACCUCGUAGUCGGUUUUUGCCUGUUAAGACCACGUCGGAUCUCUUGCUUGUGAUGUCUAAUUUGUAUAGCCUUAACGCUGGAUCCUUAACAAUGAGUGAGAAACGUGAAUUUCCAACGGUGCCUCUGGUGAAACUGGGAAGUUCUUUCACAAAGGUUCAGGAUUACCUGCGGAGGUUUGAAAGCAUACCAGAUAUGCUUGAACUGGAUCAUCUCACGGUUUCAGGUGAUGUUACAUUUGGGAAGAAUGUUUCAUUAAAGGGAACGGUCAUCAUCAUUGCAAAUCAUGGCGACAGAAUUGACAUCCCAGCUGGAGCUCUACUAGAGAACAAAAUUGUAUCUGGCAAUCUUCGGAUCUUGGACCACUGAGUCAGUGAAAUGGCACGGGCGGUUCUGCGUACUGCUGUGCUACACCAGCCUCCUCCUGGAAGAACCUUCUAAGCAUUAGAAAUAAGUACACAGAGGGCUUACGCUUUGUCAUCGUCACAGUACCCUGCAGUAUUAAUUUAAAAUUAAUUUCUCUUAUCUUUUUAAGCAACACACAGUGCAAAGGAUGAGUGUGUGUAAGUAAGUAAGUAAUGCUUUGGUCCUUAAAGAGAUUCUGUAACUCGGUUAAUAUAUCCUUGAAGUGCAAUACUGUUUGUCUUGGGGGGUAAGAUGGACAGAUCUUUGAUUAAGAAGUUCAGAGGCUUGCCUCUUUCUGCAGUUACAAUUCAAAACUACUAAAAUGUUAAAGCUGUGAAGCAAUACACACGGGACACGGGUAGCUGCUCCUGUGACUUAUUAUGAAGUAUAAAUGGCAGAUGCAGUUGAAAACCAAAUGUUUCACGACUGCUAAAUGAGCUGUUAUGGACCCUGUAUUUCAUCUGUUCACAAAUAUCACAACCCUAAUUGUCUUUAAACUCUUCCCCACCCCCAAAACCAGUAGUUGAAGUGUUCUAUCACAAUACGCUCUACAUCGAGAUACUGGGGUAAGGCUGUCAAAACCUCUGUUUCUGUAUUGUGAUAGGGAGAGGAAAUGGGGAUGUUUCAAACUCACCCAAAGAAUCUUGAGAGAAAUGCCUCAGUAUCCAAGUGUGGCGUUUGCUUUCUCACAUCCCCUUUAAGACUGGAUCUCCUGUUAACAAACACCUUAAACCUUGUUCUGCCCUAUUCAAUACAUGGAUUAUAUCACUUUGAGUACACCCAUGUUCAUAUUGUUACAGUCAUGUAUGUUAAUUUAUCACUUCGUUAUUUCUAAAUUUGUACAGGAAUCAAGAUCCCUCUCAUGAUCACGUUUUUGAUUUCUUAAUGUUUCUCUCAUAUUUACAUGCAGACAGCUUUAUUUUAUAAGCUUAGUAUAACACAGGUAUAUAUCAUUAAAGAAGUUGGUCUUUAAAAACAACUGUGAUUUUUUUUUAUAGCUUUAUUGUGACGGACAAUUUAACGACAGCUGUUGUGUUACCAGAUAAGCAUGCCUGCCUGAAGAACUCGUAGGCACACGCACUGUAGACCGUUCCCUUGUACAUAAUCAUCACAGGGUUAGGCACUCGGACUAGGUUAGGUAAUGAGUGGGAGGUGAAAUACACAGGCACUUUUACUUAGUACUGGCAGCUUCCAGUCUUAAAAGGUAGCAUUAAAAACUCUUAAAUAAAUUAAUUUCAGUUGCA
Rhea pennata is the source of this 3205-nucleotide messenger RNA. RefSeq names its product UDP-glucose pyrophosphorylase 2 (gene UGP2). Lineage: Eukaryota; Metazoa; Chordata; Aves; Rheiformes; Rheidae. Gene Ontology annotation, biological process: glycogen metabolic process; UDP-alpha-D-glucose metabolic process. The transcript is spliced from 10 exons. Gene Ontology annotation, molecular function: UTP:glucose-1-phosphate uridylyltransferase activity. The record is from RefSeq and is a predicted model, not a curated record. Gene Ontology annotation, cellular component: cytoplasm. The coding region runs from base 411 to 1925 and encodes 504 amino acids.